AUGGGAGCAGCAACUGCCGCUAGGGUCGACAAUUUCAACUUCCAUGGUGGAAAACCCGAAACUACUAACAGUUUGAUAGCUGAAGUGAAGCAAUUCAAUCAAAUAUUCCAUGAAACUAAUGAAGCAAAGACGACAACGCCGAUUGAUCAAUUAAGUAACUCAAGCACACUCGAAGGCUUCCAACAUGAAGGCAAUGCAACACAUGUGAAUCCAGUUGUAUUUGACUGGCAACUGAUCGAUAAGCUGAGUGCCGGCAGGGACAUGCCUAUCCUGAAGAGAGUUAAGCGCCAUGACGCCGCGCUGGACGAGGACACGCCAUCCGCAUCACAAGCACAAUUCGCCGGGCAAAAAAUGAUGAAGGUAUCGGCAAUACAUCCGUUCAAAGAGAAAACACGGGACACGAUGCCGCUGUUGACACAACAUAGGCUACUUCCGGGCAUUGGGAAAAGAAACGUAGCUGCAGGGAAGCGGCUUUUGCAGAGAAAAGAGGAGCUAAAGGAUAGUGAAAUUUUAUCUAAUGAAGACGUGAGUGAGAUUGGUUAUAAAUUUUCGGAAGAUUUAAAAUCACCAGAGGCUAAUUUCUCGAGAGAUAACUUCAACACAAAAUUAAAUUGGAAAACUAAUCUUUCAGGAAACAUUGCCCGAAACGACAAUGGUUCGCAAAAAUUACACUUAAACUCACAGAAAGAGAAAACUACCAAUAAAAUGGACUUCGACCAUCCAUUUUUGGGCAUACCGAAAUUUAGGCGACAAACGACCAUGCAACUUGGAGCAGAAAGCGCAUCGCCUCGCAAAAAUGAGUUGACGGUAGUUAAGAGUGAGAUGGUUAAUAAGAAUCAAGAUGAAUUAAAAUCCCCAUCAUCAAUAAUGAUGAUUAACGAGAAAGAGAUUGAACGAUUCCAGAUUUUCAGUAAUAAGAUUUUUCAUCGGCCGCCGAGGAUGGUGGUAGCGCCAGACAACUUGGGGAACACCUUGACACACUCCAGCCCUCCCAAGGAUACUGAAGGAUACAUCCAUCUCAGGAUAUUCGUGAGCAAGGACGGGGUUGUCGUUCACAUAAAUGGUGAGAAGAUGUACGAGAGUUGGCGCGAGUUCAUGCCAUGGGGUACGCGCAUGACGCGGCUGCACGCUGGAGCUCACGUGCUGGCGCUGGACGCAGCCACGGGACGACUACUGAAGACCGUGAAGCUGAUGACGUGGCAGCGAGCCAGCGCUAAAGAACUCGUCAGGGAACUCAAGAUGAUAAAUCCAGGCAGAAUUAUUAUCAUCGUCGGUGCUCCUGAGUUCGUACAUUACUUAUCAGUGGAGGCGAUAAAAGAGUUGACUCUACACUGGGGAUCACUGAUCAUUGAUCGCCUGGUGGAGUACGAUAGCUACGUGCUCGUGACAAGAUCAGGAGGAUCGGUGAUCUCAGAAGGGGCGAGGAUCAAGUAUCUGAACCUGAGUACUCAGGCGGGAGGCAACUCAACCAGAUGGGACGGACCACCAAUGAUCUUCGAUCUCGCCAUCCCAUCUUCGAAACAUGGCAGGUGUAGCGGUCGUGACGCGCUACAGGGUGAACAUAGAAUUUUUUGUGAACUAUACGAAGGGCACGGCGAGUUCUGCACCUGCAACGCCUCCUCCACACUUCUCCUCCAGCAGCUACAACCUCUUCAGAUGCAGGAAAAGAUCAUCUCAAGGCCAGCAAUUGCCGUGGCUCUAAUCGGCGGUGGCCGACUGUCGAGAACUCUAGAUCAGUUGCGCAUAAUUCGUGCAAGUCCCGGUGGCCACUCCGUGCCUGUAGUCAUGUUCACAGACUCACCGAACACAGAGGCUGAAAACUUCGCUCGGUUAAUAAACAUUACCGUCAACGUCUACCCCAACAUGCCAUUCAAAAAAGGCAGCGCGGCACGGGUGAACGCGAUGGUUCAGCGCGCGGCAUGGCAAGUUUUCGUUGAGGUGCCGACGGUGAGAUUCGCCAUCCUCUUGGAGGACGACCUGCAGCUGGCACCGGACUUCAUGUCGUAUUUCGAGCAGACAACACAGCUGCUGGAGGACAGGUCGGAGCUUCUGUUCUGCGUUAGCGCCUACAACUACAACGCGUACCCCACCACCGCCAGAGACCUCACCAGGCUCGUGCGCCAUCAGGGACCACCCGCCUACGGCUGGAUGAUCACGGCCGCUGUCGCUACAGAGAUCCGUGAAAUUGAUCACUGGCCUCUUGAGUUCAAUCCGAGUGACUGGGACUACUACCUGAAGGCGGCGGUGCUGGGGUCACGGCACAUCCUUGCUCCCGAGGUGCCCCGUACCCGACACGUGGGGGGAGGUGGCGUGCACGUCUCGGGCAUCGAGCAAGAACGUUACUACGACGCGCGGGCCUUCAAUUCUAACGUUACUAACGUCACACUCGACCUUGCCAGCGCUCGCCGCCUCAGUUAUUAUGUGGCGCAUCGCACGCGGAUAAAAAAGUCGGCAAAAAUUGACCUCACUAAAAUCCAUCCAUGCGACCCAGUCCUCUUCAGCAGCCACCCUGAUGUCAAAGCUUUCACAUUUUUCUUGGACAUGCCUACGGAGUCAGACGAAUACAAGACUCUGGCCACAGUCAUGAAGUGUUUAGGCGCUUCAGACAGAGGGGAAUCUGAACAUUUACUGCGCAUGUAUCACUACAUUUACCGAGGGAUCUACAUCUACAUGGUGGCAUGCCCUCAGUCUUUCUACUGUAAGUACAACACGGGAAACAUGACGCUGUAUCGGCCCACCGAAUCUGACGUGGUAAAGGCAGACUCAUCGUAUCUGCAACGUCAUCCCGUCACAGAUACCACGUCUUACAGACUGCUUACCAACAACUUUGCUGACGACGUUGCACUCGACAACGUCUUUGCCAGCACCCAGACACAGGGGUGACGUGUGGGUCACGUAUGACUCAUUUGUGUGAGGAACACAUGCAUAUGUCAGGGCAUAACUCGAAAGCAUAUUGACAUUGAUAAAUAGAAGUAAAAUAUUACAAUCGGACUCGAAAUGGAAAAACACAGCACAAAUGGAAAGCACAGCCCGAACUUUAGAAAUGAUUACAAAAAAAAAAAACAGAAUAAUUAAUAGCCUGCUUUAGUCUAUUUACAAUCUAAAGAAUCGAUUAUAAUAAUUACGAAAAAGUAUAACUCCAUAUGAAAUAAUCAAAACUAAAUUCUUAUUAACAAUCAUACCUGCCGGGGCUGGCGAGAACGAUGAUAGUCCAGAUGUUCGAUGACAGCCUUGCAUUCGUUCGAUCGGUGUAACCAUUCACGUUUGAUACGAUGAUCUGAGAAUCUCAUGCACGCGUUAGGUGUGCAAUAACAGCAGCUGUAUUUGCGCGCAAAGCUAUACGAGGUGACAACACAGUCCUCUUUUUCCUUGUGUUCCUUCUUGUGUUGUUUGCGAAGUAUCUUGAAAGAUGAUUUUCUGUGUUUGUUCUUCGUAUUGGAAGUCGUGAAGCCUCGUCGAAGAGAUGCCCGAGUUUCAUGCUUGGCCAAGGGUGAGAACACCCGAGUUUCAGAUAGCGCUUUCAUGACGCAAGGUUCCGGAAACGCUGUCGUGCUUCCUUUUAACUCCAACGGUCGCUUAUCUAAUAUUUUUGGCCUGGCAGUGGCUGUCAAAAAACGAGAGCAACUUCUGAGAGCCAGCGGGCCACGAGAACUUGUAGAAAUGGAAGAAAAAUUUAACUCAUCCUCCUUCCUGCUUUUUGACGAAGCAGACGCAUCGCCGAGCUCCUCUGGAAUAAUCUCGGAAUCGACCACAGCUCGUCGAUCACGACGAUUCUUUCUGCCUCGAUAAAAACCGCACCCUUUCGGUUUCGUUCUUUUAGAUAAACUAGGAGCGUCAUUCUCAGUAGCGCUAGUUUCGCGUUUGAAUCCAGCGGCGGAAUCUAUGUUGACGUUUUCUUGAAAUUUAGGAGCGGAUUCUGGAUUGCCAAUAUUUUCGGGCUCGUAAGGAAUACAUGUGGUUUCAGGAUAGCCGUUAUUUGCACAUGCUUCAACCGUAGAAACUUCGCUAACUGUGGAAACUAUUGCCACUUGCCAAUCGUCUCCCUCCCAAUAGAUUUCCUCUUUCUCGUUAUCAGAAGAAAAAGCGUUAUUUUCAGUAGUGAAGCUAAUUGUUUGUGGCACACAUAAUAAGUGAUCAUAAUUCUCGCACGAAAAGCCACACACGUCAUAUUCUUUUUCCACAGCCUCGAGUAAGUCGACAGCGCUCUGCAGCAUCGCGCUUGCAGUACUGUUUUGUGAGCCGUCGCUGCUCAUUUCCAGGGAGCAAAAUUCUGUAAUUUCAUCGACAUCUUUUUGAGGCUCGUCAAAAGGGACAUUUCGUUGGCGUAAUUGCAUCGGCGAAUGUGAAUUUUCAAAUCGGCCAUCAGUAGAAUGCAUAACACAAUUCGAAGAGCUUGGUUUAAUUCCUUCUUCCGGUAACAUCAGUUUAUCAAUGGAGAUGGAAUUUUUGAGAUCGUUCAAGUCAAUAUUUUUCAAACGCGUUCGUUUCCAAACAGAAAAGCGAAAAAAAUGAUCCAUGAACCUUCGCCUUUUUUGCUGGGACUUUAAGUGCAGUUGAGUGUCAUUUUUUGAAGCUUGAGAGCCAAUAGUGCGGUUUUUGUCCCCUUCAGUGAAUCCAUCGUCAGAUUUAAUGUCGUCAUCAUUAUAUGUGCGAGAGAAUUCAGGGAAAGCACUCGCACCUUUAAUUUCUUUGGUGAGAUUUCCUGUAUUUUUUUCCAACUCAAGCGCAGCAGGACCCUUAUGAAAUUUACUGCACCGGUCAGUGUGCCUCAAUACCCUUGAGGAAUCGUCAAUAUGGAGAUCAGAGUAAAUAUUCUCUGUAGCAUCUUGACUGGGGCUUUCAAACAAAUUUAGUUGAUGUACACAAGUACUAGGAGAUUCUUCAUGUGCGAAAUCAAUGUUUUCAAUUUUAGGAAAGCAAAAGGUAUCGACACGUUUAUAAUCCUGAAGAUCUUUCACGAGCUGAGCGCGUUUUACUUCCCCUGCUUUUUUGAGCCGGGAAGGCUUGGGAGGUGGGUCUGGUGGAGUUAGUUUCGGUGCUUUCGAUGAGUGGAGAAAAGAUUUCGGUGGAGCGGGCAGGCGCAAACGGGAAUAAACAGGCUGGUGUAGUGUCAGGCCUUCAUUAGCAUCUUUCUCAAGCCCACAAUUUGGCAGAAUAUCAACAAGUAAAUUACGCCGUUCGGUCACAGCAGUCUGAGAAUUGUGGGGUUCAAGCGAAUGGACUUCAGCGUAAGUCGUGUCCUGGAAAUUUUGUUCUCUGGUUAGCGGCAUAACACUCGUUAUUGGACUUGAAAGAGACGAGGAGAAAGUGCAGCAGUCAUAUGGAUCCAAAGUGUUGAAAUUAACAUUGCUAGCUGUAGAUACCAGAAAAGUGGUAAACACUUUAUAGGAGUUUGGUGUCACUUGAAUGGUAGAGAAAUAUUUAGUCUCAGGGUGUUCUAUUUGUACGUCUGUUUGAGUAGAACACACGUGAGAGUUACUUUUAAAAUACAAAGGCUCUU
This is a messenger RNA of Hyalella azteca, 5500 nucleotides long. Its product is annotated as protein O-linked-mannose beta-1,2-N-acetylglucosaminyltransferase 1. The coding region runs from base 1 to 2883 and encodes 960 amino acids. The record is from RefSeq and is a predicted model, not a curated record. NCBI's taxonomy places the organism in Eukaryota, Metazoa, Arthropoda, Malacostraca, Amphipoda, Hyalellidae. Gene Ontology annotation, molecular function: beta-1,3-galactosyl-O-glycosyl-glycoprotein beta-1,3-N-acetylglucosaminyltransferase activity. The transcript has 13 exons. Gene Ontology annotation, cellular component: Golgi membrane. Gene Ontology annotation, biological process: protein O-linked glycosylation via N-acetylgalactosamine.